Pan troglodytes (chimpanzee) is the source of this 1287-nucleotide messenger RNA. RefSeq names its product chondrosarcoma-associated gene 2/3 protein-like. The record is from RefSeq and is a predicted model, not a curated record. Lineage: Eukaryota; Metazoa; Chordata; Mammalia; Primates; Hominidae. The coding region runs from base 658 to 990 and encodes 110 amino acids. The transcript has 4 exons.
AUCUCGCUGUCCUCUGACCCCCCAAUGCGCAAGUCAGUGGCGUCACAUCCGGGCCCCGUGACUUCCCUGGGUUCACGGCAAGGGUGGAACCGGAUUCUGCCUGGAUGGGGAUCUGGAUGGGGGUGGGGGGUUGAUUUGGGAAGCAGAGCACAGCAGCCCAAAUUUGCUUGUAAUGUCGGCGGCUACAGAGGAAAGGCCAAGAAUGGACAGAUUAAUAAAGGGCCAUCUACAAGCCACGAAUAAGGCCAUCACCAGAAGCCAACCCCGCCAGUCCUUGAUCUAGGACUUCCAGACUUCAAAACUGUGAAAAAAAUAAAAUAAAUUUCUGUUGUUUUAGCUACUCAGUCAAUGGCAUUUUGUUAUGGCAGCCUGAGCUGACUUAAGACAUAACUUCAGGUGACACAAUUUUUUUUUUUGUUUCCUCCUAGAAAAAAAAAAAAAGUAAUUUUGACACUUAAAGUCUGUAGUUCAUUUUGAGUUACAUUUCUGUACGGUGCAAGAUAUUUGCAGUGGCUAGUAUUAUGUGUCAACUUGUCUAGGCUAUACUGCUCAGCUGUGUGGUCAAACAGUAGUCUAGAUGUUGCUGUGAAGGUAUUUUGUAGAUGUGAUCAACAUUUACCAUCAGUUGACUUUAAGUAAAGCAGUUUAACUUCCAUAAUGUGGAUAGGCCUCAUCCAAUUAGUUGAAGGUGUUAAGAGAAAAGACCAAGGUUUCUUGGAAAAGGAAUUCUCCCACAAGACUAACAUAAUAAUGUCGUGUGAGUUUCUAGCCUGCUGGCCUGCCUUCACUGUCCUGGGGGACGCUCGGGGAGACCAGGUGGACUGGAGUAGACUGUUGAGAGACACUGGUCUGGUGAAGAUGUCCAGGAAACCACGAGCCUCCAGCCCAUUGUCCAACAACCACCCACCAACACCAAAGAGGUUCCCAAGACAACCUGGAAGGGAAAAGGGACCCAUCAAGGAAGUUCCAGGAACAAAAGCCUCUCCCUAAAAGACCACCGCUUCAAAAAAACCUGAGGAAUGGAGUGGGCCAACACUAUCCAGCCACUCUGACCAGCCGAACGAGGAACUCAAUCAAAAUGAGCCAUAGCGGGACCACAAGGGCAAGGAGACCACCACCUUCUACAGUCUCUCUUCGGGCAGCCAGUAAUUCCCGGGCAAGGCCAGAGACUUCAAGUCUAUCUGAAAAGUCUCCAGAGGUCUAACCCCAGAUAAAUAGCCAACAGGGUGUAAAGUACAUUUUACACCCCAAAGGGUGUGCCCCAUGGUGAUGAAAAUAAAGUGAACA